GUGCUAUUUCUGCAUUGGAGCACAGAGUUGUCCAAUGUAUCUUGACUUAAUAAAGCUUCUUUGUGCCCUCCCCGUCCACGCUCAAAAAGCAUGAAGGACAAGCUAAUAGUGAUAGUGACCACGUAACAGCUCGCAGAAAGAGACACACUCGGACGACACUAAAAGAUAAUCAAAAGAUAAUAAUGUCUGACAGAAUCGUUGACGAGGAUCCAGUGACAGUAACUCACACAGGGCCCAAGGGUGUCAUCAAUGACUGGCGUAAGUUUAAACUGGAGAGCAUGGACCAGGAGGCUCUGCCACCCAAUAAGAGGGAGCUGCUAAGACAGAUGUCGUCCCCACAGAAACCCAAAGACUCCUGCGUGGGUGGACUGAAUCGCAAGAUGAGCGCUCAGGAAUAUGAACUGAUAAAGGAAGAAGACGAGAAAAGCCUGCGCAAGUACCGUAAGCAGUGCAUGCAAGAGAUGCACGAGCGCCUGAGCUUCGGGCCCAAAUUCGAGGGCGUUUAUGACCUUGACAGUGGCGAGGCCUUUCUGGAGGUCAUUGAGAAGGAGCACCGGCUCACAGUGGUGGUGGUGCACAUCUAUAAAGAUGGAGUGCCGGGCUGCGAGGCUCUUAACAGUUCAUUGGAUUGCUUGGCCACCGAAUAUGCCAGCGUUAAAUUCUGCCGCAUCUGCGCAUGCGAUACUGGAGCCGGCGAUCGUUUCUGCGAUGAUGUGCUGCCUGCCUUGUUAGUGUACAAGGCUGGAGAGCUGCUGGGGAACUUCCUGGCUGUCACGCAGCAUUUCAGCGAGGAGUUUUUUGCUACCGAUGUCGAGGCCUUCCUCAAUGCGUAUGGACUGCUGCCAGAGAAGGAGUGUGGCCCUGGAGCUGAGGAGGAUGAAGCUGAUGUGGAGUGAUGAAAGACAGCAUGGUGAAAGAAUGAAUGAGAAGAAUGCGUUCGAGCAUCUGACGAGAAUAAGUUUCAUUAUUCUUCCAGCUACGAUGAAAUGAAUUGGAGCGUGCACGUAUGGCUUAACAAGAUCUCUUUAGCAUGCUAGAGAAAACUACUGGAAAGCAACAUGGAAUGCAAUCAAGUCAAGUCGUCUUUGUUUCUAGAGCGCUUUUUACAAUGUAGAUCAUGUCAAAGCAGGUUAACAUAGAUGAAGAAAAGAGAACGAAAAGCCAUAACAUUGUUUCAGAUUGUGGAGCAAUGCAGCAUAUCACCCAGCAAACAAUUUUGUUUAAUGGACGUCUAAUAGACAUCUAAACAUAGACAUCUUGGCUAAAACAAGGCUAAACGUGCAGCUGUCAGUGAAAAACUAAUAUACAUUUGAGAAUAGCCCAAAGCUAGACUAGUUGUCAAAUAGAUUAGACAGACUUUAUAUGUGUGGUCAUUCAUUUCUGUUUAUUUGGCCUAUUCUUAGACGUCUAUUAGAUUUUCACUGACAGCCCAUGUUUAGCCUUGUUUUAGCCAAGAUGUCCAUUUAGACAACUCUAUUAGACAUCUUUUAAAAUCAAAAAAAGGCUUGCUGGCCAUGCAGGCAGGAGAGUAUUGUAAAAUGCUGGUGUAGUUAAAUUAAAGCUGAUUCAAUUCAGUGUAAUGCAAAGUCACUGCCGAAAGCCCCUGAAGAGCAGCUCUACCAUAGACACAGAGGCAACAGUGGCAAUGAACCAAAACUCAAGAUGAAUAAUGAGACAUCAUGCCAAGUACAAUGUGAUCCUGGAUUGAUAUCUAUCUUAAUCUUGGAACAUCAUUUUUGUUCGAAAAUGUAAUCCAUACCUAUUCACCACCCCUAAACCCAACCAUAACUGUAAAUGAUUCCCAAAGUCAGAGGGGAAUAAUAGUUGGAUAACUAAAAUCCCUUAAUUCUGAUUUUCUGAUUGGAAUGUUGUUCCAGGAUUAACAUAGAUGUUAAUCCAGGUACAUUUCCUACUUGGUGAAAUCAGGUUGGCGGUUUUCACCAGGUGCAUCUCACAAGGAACAAUUUCAUUGAUGAUUUUUAAAAGGAGGUGUGCCCCCAAACCCCAUCAUUGGGGGAAGGAAAACCAUAAAAUGUACAAAUGAUAUCGUAUAAAUGAAUAUUAGUCAUUAAAUCAAAAAGUUACGAAUUGCCAUGAGAUUGUGUUGGCUUUUUCAUAUAAACACAACUGGAUGAAUGUCAAAUUAGAUGAGAAUGAAUUAGUCUUAUGUGGAGUACUUGUGUACAUGUGACUGCACGUUGCAAACGAUUAUGCAAAUUUUCAAAUGGUUUCCAAACUGCGACUUGCUUCUUAAACUACGCAUGCCCAUUUUUUAUUCUGCUCUGUAUAGAAAUAGUUUCAAGCUGUUUCUUGAGUAGGGUUUGAUUGGUUUGCAUGCACAAGCUGUCUUACUGUAAAAAGAUUGUGAUGUAAGCUGUGCUUUUAGACGUGCAUAAAUAAAUGAAAAUGGAAACAUUAAA
This is a messenger RNA of Danio rerio (zebrafish), 2420 nucleotides long. RefSeq names its product phosducin b (gene pdcb). Gene Ontology annotation, biological process: regulation of G protein-coupled receptor signaling pathway. The record is from RefSeq and is marked validated. Lineage: Eukaryota; Metazoa; Chordata; Actinopteri; Cypriniformes; Danionidae.